AUGGCAAUGGUAGCAAAUGGCCAAGAAGUGGAAGUGGCAUUUGUUGACUGCAACAUUGGAGACACGUACUUAUCAUUGGCUAGAUAUGAUGAGGCCAUCUUUGCAUAUCAGAGAGCAUUGAAAGUGUUCAAGAUCCACAAAGGUGAGAACCAUCCUGCUGUGGGGUCAGUUUUUGCACUUAAAAUCUAUGAGAAUCCCAUGCCUGGGGUCCCUCCAGAGGAGACUGCUAACGGUUUUAUGAAUGUAUCAGCCAUCUACGAGUCGAUGAAUGAGCUAGAAGAGGCACUUAAAUUACUUCACAAGGCACUAACCAUACUUAAUGAUAUCUCUGGUCAGAUAAACACCAUAGCAGGAAUGGAAGCUCAGAUGGGGUCAUGUACUUUGUGUUGA
Molecule: messenger RNA, 390 nt
Organism: Vigna radiata var. radiata (mung bean)
Lineage: Eukaryota; Viridiplantae; Streptophyta; Magnoliopsida; Fabales; Fabaceae
Product: protein KINESIN LIGHT CHAIN-RELATED 2-like
Exons: 2
Coding region: 1-390 (129 amino acids)
Molecular function (GO): protein binding
Source: RefSeq, a predicted model, not a curated record